GAGUGGCAAACCCUGCGCCAGGCCGGCAGGAGGAGGACCAUGGCCCUGAGCAAUGCCAAUGGUGACCUCCUGCUCCUCAGCAAUGGCAGCCUGCCACCCAGCGUCACUACGAUGGCCACUGCCACCAGCGGCCCAGAGGCCAGUGCGAGCCUCAGCAGCACGGGAAGAGGGGACGUCACCGUUGUUUCCACACCCAGAACACAGCAGAGGCAGAGGCACCAACCAAGGCCAACACCACCGCACAAGGAGCCCCAGCAGAGAUCCAGAGUGAGUCAGAAUGGAGGCAACAUCAAGCAGAACGGUUCCCUAAGGGCCCCUUCCUCUUCCUCCUCCUCCUCCUCCUCCUCACACCUCACAGACUCUCAAAGGUUGUCCAAGCUCCUGCCCUCCACCCUCUCCACAACCUCUUCCCCCUCUCCUCCUCCACUGUCUCCACCUCCCCCGUGCUGCCACCGCUGCCCAUUCCACCCCCCCCUGUGCUGCCAUGGCAACCAGCAGGAGUGCCACAUCUUCCAGACCCCUGCCCUGCCCCUUCACCCGGGCUCCUGCUGCCUGCAGGCCUCUCCUCCAUCCCUCUGUUUACACCAUGGCUGGCAGGAGCACCUCCAGAACCAGCCCAAUGUGGCUGGCCUCAGGUACGUGUGUGAUGACUGUGUGUUUGUGUGUAUGCGCCUGUUCAUGCUUCUCUUUGCCACGGGGUGGCCUCAGGCAUAUCUCUAUUACCCUGCCUCUCCAACAGAAGCCCUUUCAUUGCGUUUCCCUGCUGAAUGGGUGAUGACUGAAUGCUUCCUAACAUAUCACAGUAUUUAGGGAUAAUGUUAGGGGUGCUAUGUACUACCAUUAUGUACAUGGCUGUUUAAGAAUAUGUACAUGCAUGUAACUGUAGCCUUGACUCUUUCCCCAGUUAUGCCUCAGAGGAAUGCGUUUUGAGUCAACUGUUUAUGUAGACCAGGUUUUAAGUUCUGACCCUGUAUUGAGAAAUCGAUACAUAGUGUGAUUAUUUUCUCCUAACACAUAUCUAAAUUCAGCUCUAUAAUCUUUCUGCCUGCCUGUUGACCCAUUCCUGAUUGUUCUGCUGUGUGGAGGUCAAGGUGAUUUCCUAGGGAGAUAACCUGUGGUCCCAGGGGUGCCAACCCAGCAGAUGCAGGGAGGAGGAGGGGUCAGCCAGCCAGACACCCAGGGACCACAAUACCAGCCCCAGAGCCACCCCGUUUGCCCUCCCUGCACCCCCCAACCCCAAUGAAAGAGAGCUUUGAGAGCCCCAGGGGCUGCAGGGCCGCUGUCCCUCCUCAGGCCCCAGCCCGUCCCGUCAAACCACAGGGACUGUCCCCCUGGCCUCUCCUGAGCCUCCCCUCGCUCAUCGGCACUGAGGCUCUUCUAGGACAGGUGCUGAUGGUUUCAUGGUCUGGCUAUCCUCUUUCCCAGGCAAACACAAUACAGACAGUACCAACACACAGCUCAGCCAGACUAGAUCAUCUCUGAAAGUAUGUCUGGCCGGGGUCAGAGGUUUCCUUCGUGCGGCAUCUCCCUGUUGUCAUGACUCAAAUAACUUUGCGUAAUUUAACCCCUGUAACUGCCAUUUCCUGCAAUCUAGAACAAAAAAAUACCCAUUAGGGUGUGGUGCCUGGCCUUAAAUUAUAACAAAUAAAGUAAAAAAAAAAAAAAUAUAUAUAUAUAUAUAUAUAUAUAUAUAUGUACACAUGCAUACACAGUGCUGCAAGAAAAUCUAAAAACCAGUUUUUUCUUUGUCAUUAUGGGGUAUUGUGUGUAGAUUGAUUAGGGGGGAAAAAACGAUUUAAUCAAUUUGAGAUAAAGGCUGUAACGUAACAAGAUGUGGAAAAAGUCAAGGGGUCUGAAUACUUUCCGAAUGCACUGUACGUACGUACGUACGUACGUACAUACAUACAUAGAUACAAACAAAAGUAUGUGGACACCCCUUCAAAUGAGUGUGUUCGGCUAUUUCAGCCACACCCGUUGCUGACAGGUGUAUAAAAUCGAGCACACAGCCUGCAAGCUUCAUAGACAAACAUUGGCAGUAGAAUGGCCUUACUGAACAGCUCAGUGACUUUCAACGUGGCACCGUCAUAGGAUGCCACCUUUCCAACAAGUCAGUUUGUUUAAUUUCUGCCUUGCUAGAGCUGCCCGGUCAACUGUAAGUGCUGUUAUUGUGAAGUGGAAACGUCUACGCGCAACAAGGGCUCAGCCGCAAAGUGGUAGGCCACACAAGCUCACAGAACGGGACCGCCGUGUGAAGAAGCGCGUAGUGCGUAAAAAUCGUCUGUCCUCACUACCAAGUUCCAAACUGCCUCUGGAAGCAACGUCAGCACAAUAACUGUUCGUCGGGAGCUUAAUGAAAUAGGUUUCCAUGGCCGAGCAGCCACACACAAGCCUAAGAUCAUCAUGCGCAAUGCCAAGCGUUGGCUGUAGUGGUGUAAAGCUCGCCGCCAUUGGACUCCAGAGCAGUGGAAACGCAUUCUCUGGAGUGAUGAAUCACGUUUCACCAUCUGACAGUCCGACGGACCAACCUGGGUUUGGCAGAUGCCAGGAGAACUCUAUCUGCCCAAAUGUUUAGUGCCAACUGUAAAGUUUGGUGGAAGAGUAAUAAUGGUCUGGGGCUGUUUUUCAUGGUUCGGACUACAGUGUACAAUGACAUUCUAGACGAUUCCAUUUAAUGCUUUCCUUAGUCAUUUACGUACUUUGUGUAGUUCUAUAUUUAUCUCCAACUCCACAGCAUACAAAAUAAAAGAUAAAUAUUGCAGAUGUCAUUAUUUACUCACGUCAGCCCUUCUUUAGAAUUCAUUCUAGACGAUUCUGUGCUUCCAACUUUGUGGAAACAGUUUGGGGAAGGCCCUUUCCUGUUUCAGCAUGACAAUGCCCCCGUGCACAAAGCGAGGUCCAUACAGAAAUGGUUUGUCGAGAUCGGUGUGGAAGAACUUGACUGGCCUGCACAUAGCCUGACCUCAACCCCAUCGAACACCUUUGGGAUGAAUUGGAAUGCCGACUGCGAGCUAGGCCUAAUCGUCCAACAUCCGUGCUCGACCUCACUAAUGCUCUUAUGGCAGAAUAGAAGUUCCAACAGCAAUGUUCCAACAUCUAGUGGAAAGCCUUCCCAGAAAAGUGGAGACUGUUAUAGCAGCAAAAGGGGGACCAACUCCAUAUUAAUGGCCAUGAAUUUGGAAUGAGAUGUUCGACUAGCAGGUAUCCACAUACUUUUGGUAAUCUAUCUAUCUAUCGAUCGAUUGAACUGGAAGCAUAGAAAUGACGCAUAUAGAACAGAUCUACCGCUUCUUAGACUUGCUUUCAAUGAGAAUGACAGAUCUAUAACUCACAUUUCUAUGUGAAUUUGGUAUGGUGGCCCAAAAAAGUGACAAUUGCAGCUUUAAUUGUACAUAGUGGCGCAGCCAGUCCACAAGGUGGUGCAGCGCCACUCUUACAUUCUUAGGGGAGAACCUUGUCACAUUUGUUGGCAAAUAUUAUUUUAAGCGAGAAGCAUUUAGCAAGUCGUUUUCCCCACCUUCCUGCAAACCACAGACUGAACUAUAUUUCAUACUAGAACCAUUUAAUGCUAUCCUUAAUCAUUUACGUACUUUGUGUAGUUCUAUAUUUAUCUCCACAGCAUACAAAAUAAAAGGUAAAUAUUGCAGAUGUCAUUAUUUACUCAUGUCAGCUCUUAUUUAUGGUAGCAAGUAGUUGCAGAGAGGUUAAUUUGUGUAAGACUAUAUUUUUGCUUACAUCUUUUCGCAUGGAAAUUUCCUACCGAAUUGAGUUAGAUCCCUGUAACUUAAUUAAAGAGAGUUGCUCUGUGGCUGUGAGAGAUUAGGUAUAUACUCGUAUCGGGUGCCGGGGUGCCCACAGCAAACUCCAUCCACGCACAUUAUGCAGUUGGGUGGGCAAGGUGUGUCAAAGGAUAUCAUUGCAGCCAUUUGGAUGCAUUCACUGGCAUCUGUGGCUUUCGUUUAUUUAUUUAUUUUUUAAUGUCUGAAUAAAGAGCUGAUGUUCCUCAGCCACUGUAUUUAGUAAACAGGUCCCUCUUGUUCUGUGAUGACAGGUUUGAAUUACAGGCUGACGUUGAGUUGCUCUCAGUUCCGAUCCCCUGUACAGUGGUAUUGUGUCUCCAGAGAGAUUGGAGAUAGAAGGAUAAGCCUGGCUGUCUGGUACACAGUCUCCAAGUCCCUGGCUGGCCCCAGACGUUCAGGGCUUUGAGCCUCUCCUUUUACCUACGUGUUGGAGCACAGUGCGCCAAAGAAUCCCUCCUCGCAUGGAGGGAGAGGCUUUUUAAUGCCUCUAAUUUGAGGGUACGCCGUCAGACAAGAUUGUGUCAAAUAUCAAUUUGAUCUCAAAGGCUGUGAUCCGUGAGAUUAGGCAGGGGAUUACGUGUAUGAUUACAGCACUUGGCCGUUACGCCCUGCUUUAUAGAGACCCCCUCUUCCCCCUCCCGAUAAGGUUGCACUGGAGUUCCUUCCUCAGGCAUUUCAGGCCUUUGUGUGUGUCCAAGAACUUAACAUUUAGGAACUACAGUAUAUAACUCCUGUUGAGAUACAUACAAAGUAUUAAUCCACCCAUUGUAAGAUUAUAGUCUCUCUCUGUGUGUGUGUGUGUUUUACUCUGAGAAGGAAAUGGACUUAUCCUUGAAUGUAAUGACCAACAUCCACUAUAAUGGAAAAGGCCAGCUCAGCAGAUCUAUUGAGUAGAGGAAGGAUCUAUCUGUCUGGGUCUGUGAAAUCCAUUAAGAUUGUCAGUGUUUGAAUGGUAGGAUUAUCCUUCAUGGUGACUUAGUAUUUUUAUGAUUUGAGGAUCAGGGGGAAACAGUCAGAGCAGAGGAUGAGUCUGAGUCUGUGAACUUGAAGUCAGUCAGUCAGGCGUUUGACUGCAGUUAGCCUCAUCUCAAUAGGUUUUCAGGCGUUGGUUUCUUCCAAGCCUGUAAUUGUCUUGAUAGAACACUCUCAAGGCACCUUUUUUAGCUCCUGCUGCACUCCCAGAGAGAGAGCGAGAGAGCUGCAUCUACCUGUGCUGCCGAGACUGGCCUGACCUUCCAAGGCUGAACAAUCCCCAAAGAGCCCGCUGACACUGAACUAUCCAGGAUCAUGUCAUGAUUGUAACCUCUCCCUUCACACUCCACUCACCCAGGGAGGAGUUUUGCCCAUGCGUUGCUUCCUGCUACAUUCCUGUUAUUGUAGCGGCCACAAGUUUGGAUUGGUUUCAUGCUUUCUCAGAUAGCAGGUAUAUUUUUAUAAUCUCAUGCGUGUUUGAUUUUAUACCAAGUACCAUUUUUUGACUGGAGGCAGGUGGUUUCCAUGGUGUGCAGGAAAACGUAUAAAAACAUGACACCUCAUUCGGCCGGAAUGUUUCAUCAUAUUGGAUGAAUUUAAGAAUUCCUAUCAGUUGAAUACGCGAUUAUGACUAGGGGCCGUAUACGGAAACAUAUGCACAAAAGCCUUAAUAUGAAUGCAUAGACCCUCUCGUUUCUGAGAACUCCCUUAGGUUUCCCUUAAAUGUUUUAUAUUUUAUCACGCCUCAGAUAUCUUUCCCCCAGUGAGAGAUCUCUUUUGGAGACAUUAACUAAUAUACCAAGCUGUCUGACAGCUGCAAGCCCAGACUGGCCAGGCGGCCUGAAAAUGAUCUUUGUGCUAUGGAUUUCAGGGUGUCAGUUUGACAAGGCUUUGCACAUUAUCAAGAAUAACAACUGUUUGCUAUGCCUGCUGCGGUCUGAGGGGGCCUGGAGUCCUGGACCUCGAUGUGAACCCUUGUGAAUUAGCGGCAGGGCUCUUCACGCUACCGUUUUAUCCAUUUGGCCCAUUAACCACUAUACAGAGACAUCCAUCACGCCCAGCCUCAGCCCUGACUGAUGAAGAAACACCCUGGUGUCUCUGGGGAGAUCAGGGGAAAGGAGAGAUGAGUACCUCCUGCCCUAGAAAGACACAAAAUAUGAGGGAAGGAGGGAGGGAACCACCCAGUUUGCUUCCAGAGCCUUCUGUUGGCUUCUUAGAACAGGUCUGCAUCUAUGUGGAGUGAUUUAAGCACAGGCAGUAGCCUAGUACACCACAGCACACCCUCCAUCCAGUACAGCUGACUCCCGUACCUGCACGGAUGGAUAAUAACAGAGGGGUGAGCUCCCAGUGCCCCUGCUCCAGACCGCGCUCCAGUCCAUGCUCUAUACUGUAUGGCCCCUGAGCAUGAGACAAAGCAAAGCCCAUAAAGGUACCCACCCAAGCUCAAACAGCCAUACUAUCCUAUAAACCAUGAUCAAAGCUGGAUCUGAACAGCACUCUGUCAUAACUUCAAAUUAGCUUGCUCUCUUUUUUCUUUCUUCUUCUGGGGAGCAGUUAGUGAGGCUUCACACUUACACUCUGCUCCUUGGGGGAUUAGGCCUAAUGGAAGAUUUGAUGAGAUGUGUAAUGCUUUAUAAAUAGUUACUAGCAUGUAAUAUGAUCCCUUAUAAUGCCCUUUUAACAGCCUGUCCAAAUGGUAUAUAAGUUGAAGGCACAAUCGCUCAAUCAUGUACGUACAACAUUGCAUGGUAUAUUUAGUUUAUAAUGGACCUUCAUCUAGAUGGUUCCAAUAGGUACACUGUGCUACAGUGACUCCCCUAUAUUUGUUCUCAUAGUAGUUCAAAACCAGUCUUGAGAAUACACUGUAUUAUUCUUAAUGGAUUUCAAUUAAUAUUCACACAUUUACAUAACAAUGCAUGCAGCUUGGUGUACUAACGUCAUUCUGAUAUACUGUAGAUGUGAGGGUUCUUAUGAAUCACUUAGUUUCUCCAGCCUCUACGCACUUGGUGAACUUAGCUAAUGGUUGGAAUUUUCCAGCUCGGCCGCCCCCCCCCCAUCCUCACACUCACUCUCUCAGCUCAGGGAGGACAGGUCAGACUUCAUUACUGGCCUCUAACUGACGCUAGCCCCAACAGCCGCUGGCCCUGGUCUGCUACUCACCAGACAGCUGUGUCACCAGACACCUCCAAGAUGUUACAGCGCCGUCUUGCCAAACCCUCUUUGUCAAGAGCUGCGGUUAGAGCUGGAGAGCCUUCAGACACUGUGGCCCUAGAUGGGCAUUGAACAUAGAUAGAAUAGUAUAAAGAGGAGGUGGGAGGGAUGAAAAUGUAUCUCUUUACUCCAAAGAUACCCUGAUAUCUCUGUGAGAUCAGUCCCAGGACAACAAACAGGGGCAUGCUGGAUCAAAGAGACCCAGGCAGGAGCUAGAGGCACUGCUGUGCUUGACACUGGAUAUUGUAGGUAAACAAAGAGGAAUAUGUGAUGCUGGGCUUUUUACAUGAGUUUACCUUUCUGUCUAGACAUGUAUGCACCUUAUCACAUAAGUCUUAAUGGAGGGCGUACCUUGAAAUUGGGCCAAAUUAUGAGGGGUAGGUUUACUCUCAAAAUGGCCUCGACUACAGGCAGGGAACUCUAGCCUGGUUACCAUUAUGUUUAACUGCUCUAGCCAGCAUGACAACUGCAACAGAGUUGGCUAAAGCAGCAACAGUGUGUCAACUAGGGGUGGGCAGCUCAUGUCAAUCAUGCGAAACUUCCAGAUCUCCUUACCAGGCAGCUUCCAGGACUUAAUAAGUUGUUGGACAUCUUCAUAAAGGCACUGGGAGAGGAGUUGAUGGGUCAGCACAGCUGCUUGCCGUUGGUUCCGCUCCUUGACUUUGUGCAGUAGAGGAAUCCUGGUCAUGUAAGCAGCAAAUGGUAACACAGCCUCCCUUCUUGCAGAAGCCCGGUCCUCAAGGUCUGAAUGCGGAUGUUGGAUGUGAUGUGUUGGGGCUGGUUUGGGCUGGCAGCUGAAAGCCAUUGGUUCCACUGCUGGAGGUCUCAUGGAGCUUCUUGUACUGAAUGUGUUCAGCAAUAGAGACUUUGACCUGUUGUUCUGCUACAGGAAUAGGCCAACAUGCAACACACUCAUCUAGUACUGCCUCCGUUAAAUCUGUGUCAAGACUGACAUGAAGUCCAUCAUCAUGACUAUGAAAUUAAAAGUUUUGGUAUUGUUGGUAUAUUGUAGGAAUUAUUGCUAAAACCGGUUAAACUGCUCAUCAUGGAUCUAGCCUAUUGAGCAAAUAACUUAUGAACACCAAAAGCGACUAUGUUAAUAAUUCAUGACACAUUGACAUACUUAUUGGCAUAAUGACUUAUCGGUAUCGUUAAUUCGCCCUGCUCGGCCUAGCUGACAAGGUCUGUUGGUUAGCUCAGUGCAGGGUUGGUGAUGGCAUGUGCAAUACCCAUACAUUCCUUGGGGUUGGUUCUGAAGCCCCUGGACUCAGGGGGUUAAGCUGGUUGCUAUAAAGGGAGCGAGGUCACAGGAUAAUAAAGACAUCUCUUGGACAGCUUGUAACUAUUGGCUACAGUGUUGAAAUCUGGCCUGUAAGCCUGGAAUUUGUAUACGCCCAUAUUUCAAUCCCAAGAAUGUGGAGAUGGCAGGUGUGACCUCCAGACCGGAUGCACUGGUGGAUGUAGCUGUCCAUGUCCCUUCUACACACACACACAAACAAAGAAACUGCGCGUAGACUCAUUAUACAGCAAUAAUCUCUUAUUCAGACUCACAUUUUCUCAUAUACAGUGAGGGAAAAAGGUAUUUGAUCCCCUGCUGAUUUCGUACGUUUGCCCACUGACGAAGACAUGAUCAGUCUAUAAUUUUAAUGGUAGGUUUAUUUGAACAGUGAGAGACAGAUUAACAACAAAAAAAUCCAGAAAAACGCAUGUCAAAAAUGUUAUGAAUUGAUUUGCAUUUUAAUUAGGGAAAUAAGUAUUUGACCCCUCUGCAAAACAUGACUUAGUACUUGGUGGAAAAACCCUGGUUGGCAAUCACAGAGGUCAGACGUUUCUUGUAGUUGGCCACCAGGUUUGCACACAUCUCAGGAGGGAUUUUGUUCCACUCCUCUUUGCAUAUCUUCUCCAAGUCAUUAAGGUUUCGAGGCUGACGUUUGGCAACUCGAACCUUCAGCUCCCUACACAGAUUUUCUAUGUGAUUAAGGUCUGGAGACAGGCUAGGCCACUCCAGGACCUUAAUGUGCUUCUUCUUGAGCCACUCCUUUGUUGCCUUGGCUGUGUGUUUUGGGUCAUUGUCAUGCUGGAAUACCCAUCCACGACCCAUUUUCAAUGCCCUGGCUGAGGGAAGGAGGUUCUCACCCAAGAUUUGACAGUACAUGGCCCCGUCCAUCGUCCCUUUGAUGCGGUGAAGUUGUCCUGUCCCCUUAGCAGAAAAACACCCCCAAAGCAUAAUGUUUCCACCUCCACGUUUGACGGUGGGGAUGGUGUUCUUGGGGUCAUAGGCAGCAUUCCUCCUCCUCCAAACACGGCGAGUUGAGUUGAUGCCAAAGAGCUCCAUUUUGGUCUCAUCUGACCACAACACUUUCACCCAGUUCUCCUCUGAAUCAUUCAGAUGUUCAUUGGCAAACUUCAGACGGCCCUGUAUAUGUGCUUUCUUGAGCAGGGGAACCUUGCGGGCGCUGCAGGAUUUCAGUCCUUCACGGCGUAGUGUGUUACCAAUUGUUUUCUUGGUGACUAUGGUCCCAGCUGCCUUGAGAUCAUUGACAAGAUCCUCCCGUGUAGUUCUGGGCUGAUUCCUCACCGUUCUCAUGAUCAUUGCAACUCCACGAGGUGAGAUCUUGCAUGGAGCCCCAGGCCGAGAGAGAUUGACAGGUCUUUUGUGUUUCUUCUAUUUGCGAAUAAUCGCACCAACUGUUGUCACCUUCUCACCAAGCUGCUUGGUGAUGGUUUUGUAGCCCAUUCCAGCCUUGUGUAGGUCUACAAUCUUGUCCCUGACAUCCUUGGAGAGGUCUUUGGUCUUGGCCAUGGUGGAAAGUUUGGAAUCUGAUUGAUUGAUUGCUUCUGUGGACAGGUGUCUUUUAUACAGGUAACAAGCUGAGAUUAGGAGCACUUCCUUUAAGAGUGUGCUCCUAAUCUCAGCUCGUUACCUGUAUAAAAGACACCUGGGAGCCAGAAAUCUUUCUGAUUGAGAGGGGGUCAAAUACUUAUUUCCCUCAUUAAAAUGCAAAUCAAUUUAUAAAAUGUUUGACAUGCGUUGUUCUGGAUUUUGUUGUUGUUAUUCUGUCUCUCACUGUUCAAAUAAACCUACCAUUAAAGUUAUAGACUGAUCAUAUCUUUGUCAGUGGGCAAACGUACAAAAUCAGCAGGGGAUCAAAUACUUUUUUCCCUCACUGUACACUUGCAUCCAGAGGCCUUGUUCUCUCCCCAAAAUAACUAUCAGAGACCUGUGCUGUGUAGAUAGCUUGUAAAUACAGUUUUACGAGCUUGUAAGAAGUAAUACUGUACCUCAUAAAUCUAUUUAAGGUAUACCGUGGAUGUUGAUGAGCCCUGACUUUGGUGGCUACUGCCUAAUGAUCAAUACUUUUUUUAACUCAACAUUUCACUACAGUAUGUUAUGGCUAUGAUAUCGUGCUGAUAUUUGGAUUUCACCCUCAAGCCACUCAAACAAUUCCAUAACUUGAACGAGACUAAUUGUGUGCAGUGUUCCAGUGAGUUUUAAUCACAGGAGCAAAUAAUUGAGAGUUGACAGUAAUUGGUCUGACUUGAGCACUUCAUGCAGCCCCUUAUUACAGAAAUGUAUGCCGUGUCUGUUAGCAGUUUUCCCCCCUCAGCUCUGUGACCCCUGACCCCUCUCUCUCCUCCCUUCACGUCAACAUGGCCAUUGCGGCCUGACCCGGCAGCUGCUCCCAAGUUACUUUAUUAAUUAACCCAGUGAUCCAUAAACAUUCCCCUUUCGGGUAAAUAGAAUAACAUUUAGGAAGGGUAGCUGUUGUAAGUUUGUGGAAGAAUUGUGGGGAGUUUGUUUGAAGGGGACUGGGAUCAGAGGGGAGGAAACCUGACUCUGUGGGUUGUCAUCCUGCUGGAUUUAGAGCCUGUGAUCAUCAGUCAACAGAUUUCUCCUCCCCACCCCAGCACCUCCUCCCUUCUCCUUUAGCGGGUGUUAUUUCAAGGACAUUAGUCUGCAUUUCAUCACAUUACUACUUCCAUUGACAGAUUGGAAGAAAGAAUUGAGACACAAAUGCCAACUUUUUUUAAGAGAAAAAUAUUUUAAAGUUUGCUUCAUGCUAAGAAUAUGCUGAAAUACUAUCGGAGGAUUCUGACGUCUGUCGUAAAUCCAAAGUAUAGGGCUACCUCUGUUUUAGACAUCUUCUUAUUCGUCUGAAAUGUGGUCAUGGUUCGGAAAGUUGCAAAUAGAUCCAGAACAGAUCUCGCAAAUAAAUAGGCAGCAGUGCUUUUUUUGAUGGCUCCACGAGUAAAGAUGUUUUAUAAAUCCAGUCCAACAAUUUCCAAUAACUCUCCUUCGUUCUGGGCCAUAUCUCCGUCCCGAAUUCCGCCGUUCAAAGCCCGUACAUGGAAACUAUUGGACAGCAUAGAAUAGCAAUAAAUUAGGUAGGGGGAAUUUGUUUUUCACUAGGCAUUGUUAGUAUCAGGCUCUCACAUUUUAAAACGUGAAUAACUGGCUAGUUGAAUGCAAAAAAAUUGCAAAGAGCUUCACUCCAAGUUGGUAGGGUUGAUGGGACUCACCUUGUGUCUACAAUAUGCAGAUUGUUCAAAGCCUAUGCCAUACAACAUCUGGUUGUCAUAUUAACAUGUCCAGCUAACUUUAAAGGGGAUUUACUGCUUCCCCAGAAGUUACCCUGUGGUGAAAAAUUCCUGCCAAUACCUUUUGUUCCUCUGUGCCUCACGGUGCCAUGGCAACCACUAAUUAUAGCAUUCCAUGGAUUCCCUUUUAAAGGGGAGAAGGAGGAAAAAUACAACCACCUCUUGGCACCUUGGCCAUAUUGCUCCAAUCACGCUGAAAUAUCCUGUGUGUGUGCACUGUGAUUGGCUAAUGCAGAGAAUCGUCUGAGCUCACUUCCCUGUUUGGAAUACUGAUUUCCUUGUUUACGUUUCUUGUGUAAUCUUACCUAGUCCCUGAUGUGGGCUGUGAAGCUUGUGCCAAAUUGUGACCUUGGUAGUGCAAUACUCAUGCAGGUUGCAGUGAUUAGAAUGAGGAUGAACAUGUCAAGGUUGCAGUAUAAAGCAAUGACGUAUAUCGUCCCUAGGACAUAAUGUUAGGACAGUCUGUCCACAGUUCUACAGAUUUCAUAGCCACCGGCCUGUGUGUAUGUGAUCAUGUGAGUCUGUUACUGUCAUUCGCUGUCAGUUUGACCAUUCAGAGUAUACACUGAGUGUACAAAACAUUAGGAACACCUCCCUAAUAUUGAGUGUCACUCCCUUUUGCCCUCAGAACAGCCUCAAUUCGUCGGUGCAUGGACUCUACAAGGUGUCGAAGGUGUUCCACAGUGAUGCUGGCCCAUGUUGAAUCCAAUGCUUCCCACAGUUGUGUCUAGUUGACUGGGAAACUGUUGAGUGUGAAAAACCCAGCAGCGUUGCAGUUCUUGACACUACUACCAUACCUCGUUCAAAGGCACUUACAUUUUUUGUCUUGCCCAUUCACCCUCUGAAUGGCACACAUACACAAUCCAUGACUAAAUUGUCUCAAGGCUUAAAAAUCCUUCUUAAACCUGUCUCCUCCCCUUCAGCUACACUGAUUUUGUCACGGAAUCAGCCGAGGCUGCUCCUCCUCCUUGCUCGGGCAGGCUUCGGCAUUCGUCGUCCCCGUAGUACUAGCUGCUACCGAUCUAUGUUUCUGUGUUUGACUUGUUUUGUCUUGAUUGUGUACACCUGUUUCCUAUUAUGUUGUAUUGUAUUCCCUAUUUAACACUCUGUCGUUCAUUGUGUGUUGUGUGUGUGAUUGUUCUCGUCAUUUUCGGCAGUUGCUAUUGUGCGGGUAUUCUCCUCCCUGUUUGGAGGUUGUUUUGUACUCUGGUUACUUUGUUAGUAAAAGUACGUUUCCAGUAGCUCGGUGUCCUGCGUUUGACUUCGCCUACCGCAUUCACGUCGCACUUUGACAGAUUUUAAGUGGAUUUAACAAUUGACAUCAAUACGGUAUCAUAGCUUUCACCUGGAUUCACCUGGUCAUGUUCCUAAUGUUUUGUACACUCAGUGUAUAUGGCAUGUGAAGACAUCUCCACCUAGGGCUGGGCGGUUGACUGCAUUUUACGAUAUACCAGUAUUGAUGCACAGACCGGUUUGGGUUUUUACUUUACCUUCUAUAACGGUAUUUGAAUGUUUGGUUUGUUAAAAUGUGAUACGCUGUUUGUAACGUCAAUUUUUAUAGUUUACUUCACUACUUCAGUCCUCUCUCUUAGCUCUCUCUCCAUGGCGCUUUCCACACACACCUAGCCCCGCCCCGUCACUUGUCUUGUCUUAGCAAGUUGGGGCUAAAUCUUGCUAGCCACUAAUUGUUAGCCACUAAUGCUAAUCGCUAGCUAAUAAAUGUACUGAGUCAGAGCAAACGUAAUUGGCUAAACAGCCUAAAUGAGCAUGUUGUUUGUGCAACAGCAUCUUCUAAAUCAAAGUGGAAUAUGCAAAGUAAGAACAUGUUAGCUACAUGAAGUAGCUAAGAGAACAUUAAAUGUAGCCAAAGAUUAUAGGGUCUCCUAGGAAACACUUGUCAACACUUUGCUUCCUACCGUGUCACAAUAACUCCUCCCUGGCUGUCACGCCAUGACAGAGUUCGCUAGUUGGUUUGGUCAGGGUGUGAGUAUCUAUGUAAUGUGUAUAUCUAUGUGUAGAUCUAGUAUGUUUAGAUCUAUGUUGGCCGGGUGUGGUUCCCACUCAGAGGCAGCUGUCGAUCGUUGUCUCUGAUUGGGGAUCAUACAUAGGUAGCCAUUUUGCCUAUCUAUGUUGUGGGAUCUUAACUCUUGUUUGGCUUGUUUGUGUGUAGCCAUUGUGAGCUUCACGUUACGUUACUUUUGUUGUUUUGUCGUGUGUUAACUUAGUGAAUAAACAUGUAUGCAUUCCACGCUGCACCUUGGUCCAAUCCUGUACUCAACGAACGUGACACUGGCAUUUUCAUUAAUUGUCAUGUCAAACAACACUGUAUUCAAAGUGCCCACUAUUGUACAGUGCCUUCGGAAAGUAUUUAGACCCCUUGACUUUUUCCACAUUAUGUUACGUUACAGCCUUAUUCUAAAAUUGAUUAAAUUGUUUUUUCCCCACGUAUCAAUCUACACACAAUACCCCAUAAUUUCAAAGCAAAAACAGAUUUGUAUACAUUUUUGCUAAUGUAUCAUUUUAAAAACCCGGAAAUAUCACAUUUACAUAAGUAUUCAGACACUUUACUCAGUACUUUCUUGAAGCACCUUUGGCAGCGACUAAAGCUUUGAGUCUUCUUGGGUAUAACGCUACAAGCUUGGCACACCUGUAUUUGGGGAGUUUCUCCCAUUCUUCUCUGCAGAUCCUCUCAAGCUCUGUCAGGUUAGAUGGGGAGCGUUGCUGCACAGCUAUUUUCAGGUCUCUCCAGAGAUGUUCGAUCGGGUCCAAGUCCAGGCUCUGGCUGGGACCACUCAAGGACAUUCUGAGACUUGUCCUGAAGCCACUCCUGCGUUGUCUUGGCUGUGUGCUUAGGGUCGUUGUCCUGUUGUAAGGUGAACCUUUGCGCCAGUCUGAGGUCCUGAGUGCUCUGGAGCAGGUUUUCAUCAAGAUUCUCUCUGUACUUUGCUCCAUUCAUCUUUCCCUCGAUCCUGACAGUCCCUGCCGCUGAAAAACAUCCCCACAGCAUGAUGCUGCCACCACCAUGCUUCACCGUAGGGAUGGUGCCAGGUUUCCUCCAGACGUGACGCUUGGCAUUCAGGCCAAAGAGUUCAAUCUUGAUUUCAUCAGACCAGAGAAUCUUGUUUCUCAUGGUCUGAGAGUCUUUAGGUGCCUUUUGGCAAACUGUCAUGUCCCUUUUUACUGAGGAGUAGCUUCCGUCUACCAUAAAGGCCUGAUUGGUGGGGUGCUGCAGAGUUGGUUGUCCUUCUGGAAAGUUCUCCCAUCUCCACAGAAGAACUCUAGAGCUCUGUCAGAGUGACCAUCGGGUUCUUGGUCACCUCCCUGACCAAGGCCCUUCUCCCCCGAUUUGUUCAGUUUGGCUGGGCGGCCAGCUCUACGAAGUGUCUUGGUGGUUCCAAACUUCUUCCAUUUAAGAAUGAUUGAGGCCACUGUGUUCUUGGGGACCUUCAAUGCUGCAGAAAUGUUUUGGUACCCUUCCCCAGAUCUGUGCCUCGACACAAUCCUGUCUCGGAGCUCAACGGACAAUUCCUUCGACCUCAUGGCUUGGUUUUUGAUAUGACAUGCACUGUCAACUCUGGGAUCUUUUUAUAGACAGUUGUGUGCCUUUCUAAAUCAUGUCCAAUCAAUUGAAUUUACCACAGGUGUACUCCAAUUAAGUUGUAGAUACAUCUCAAGGAUGAUCAAUGGAAACAGGAUACACCUGAGCUCAAUUUUUAGUCUCAUAGCAAAGGGUCUGAAUACUUAUGUAAAUAAGGUAUUUCUGUUUUAUAUCUUUAAUACAUUUGGAAAAAAAAUGUAAACCAGUUUUCGCUUUGUCAUUAUGGGGUAUUGUGUGUAGAUUGCUGAGGAUAUAUAUAUAUAUAUUUUUAAUCCAUUUUAGAAUAAGGCUGUAAUGUAACAAAGUGGAAAAAGUCAAGGUGUUUGACUACUUUCCGAAGGCACUGUAUUCUAACUAUAGAAUUAGAAUAAUCCGUUUAUUUCCAUGAUUCCAAAUGUUCACCCAAGUGUUUUGCUCUGAAUCGCAAGUCAAAUCGCAUUUGCAAAAUUUGGUUAAAAAUAAGGCCUAGUAUCAAGGCUCAGGAUAAGACCCAGAUGCAGACAGUUUGAAAUAGCAAAAUGUUUAUUUACAAAAACGGGGCAGGCAAAUGACAGGUCAAGGGCAGGCAGAGGUCAGUAAUCCAGAGCAGAGUCUUAAAGGUACAGAAACGGCAAACAGGCUCAGGGUCAGGGCAGGCAGAAUGGUCAAAUCCGGGAUAAACAGGGACUAGAGCAAAUAAAACGCAGGUAAGCUUGAUGAGACAAGACGAACUGGCAACAGACAAACAGAAAACACUGGUAUACAGUGCCUUGCAAAAGUAUUCAUCCCCCUUGGCAUUUUUCCUAUUUUGUUGCAUUACAACCUGUAAUUUAAAUGGAUUUUUGUUUGGAUUUCGUGUAAUGGACAUACACAAAAUUGUCCAAAUUGGUGAAGUGAAAUGAAAAAAAUUACUUGUUGAAAAUAAUUCUAAACAAUAAAUAACGGAAAAGUAGUGCAUGCAUAUACACCCCCUUUGCUAUGAAGCCCUAAAUAAGAUCUGGUGCAACCAAUUACCUUCAGAAGUCACAUAAUUAGUUAAAUAAAGUCCACCUGUGUGCAAUGUAAGUGUCACAUGAUCUGUCACAUGAUCUCAGUGUGUAUAUAUACACCUGUUCUGAAAGGCCCCAGUCUGCAACACCACUAAGCAAGGGGCACCACCAAGCAAGUGGCACCAUGAAGACCAAGGAGCUCUCCAAACAGGUCAGGGACAAAGUUGUGGAGAAGUACAGAUCAGGUUUGGGUUAUAAAAAAAUAUCAGAAACUUUGAACAUCCCACGGAGCACCAUUUUAAAUCCAUUAUUAAAAAAUGGAAAGAAUAUGGCACCACAACAAACCUGCCAAGAGAGGGCCGCCCACCAAAACUCAAGGACCAGGCAAGGAGGGCAUUAAUCAGAGAGGCAACAGAGAAACCAAAGAUAACCCUGAAGGAGAUGCAAAGCUCCACAGUAUCUGUCCAUAGGACCACUUUAAGCCGUACACUCCACAGAGCUUGGGCUUUACGGAAGAGUGGCCAGAAAAAAGCAAUUUGCCAAAAAAAAAAAAUUGGCAAACACGUUUGGUAUUCGCCAAAAGGCAUGUGGGAGACUCCCCAUAUGGAAUAAGGUACUCUGGUCAGAUGAGACUAAAAUUGAGCUUUUUGGCCAUCAAGGAAAACGCUAUGUCUGGCGCAAUCUCAACACCUCUCAUCACCCCGAGAACACCAUCCCCACAGUGAAGCAUGGUGAUGGCAGCAUCAUGCUGUGGGGAUGUUUUUCAUCGGCAGGGACUGGGAAACUGGUCAGAAUUGAAGGAAUGAUGGAUGGCGCUAAAUACAGGGAAAUUCUUGAGGGAAACCUGUUUCAGUCUUCCAGAGAUUUGAGACUGGAACGGAGGUUCACCUUCCAGCAGGACAAUGACCCUGAGCAUACUGCUAAAGCAACACACAAGUGGUUUAAGGGGAAACAGUUAAAUGUCUUGGAAUGGCCUAGUCAAAGCCCAGACCUCAAUCCAAUUGAGAAUCUGUGAUAUGACUUAAAGAUUGCGGUACACCAGCGGAACCCAACAUCCAACUUGAAGGAGCUGGAGCAGUUUUGCCUUGAAGAAUGAUCAAAUAUCCCAGUGGCUAGAUGUGCCAAGCUUAUAGAGACAUACCCCAAGAGACUUGCAGCUGUAAUUGCUGCAAAAGGUGGCUCUACAAAGUAUUGACUUUGGGGGGGUGAAUAGUUAUGCACGCUCAAGUUUUCUUGUUUGUUUCACAAAAAUGUUUUGCAUCUUCAAAGUGGUAGGCAUGUUGUGUAAAUCAAGUGAUACAAACCCCCCAAAAAUCAAUUUUAAUUCCAGGUUGUAAGGCAACAAAAUAGGAAAAAUGCCAAGAGGGGUGAAUACUUUCGCAAGCCACUGUAAAUACACAAGGGAUAACGGGGACAAAUGGGAGACACCUGGUGGGGGGUGGAGGCAGUAUAUAACAAUCAGAAUGGAGAAAGACACAUUGAAAUCACUUAGAAUGUAUGUGUUGCCACCCUAGGGUCACACACUACUCAUGAAGCAAAUUUAGAACUUUUAUUAUUCAAAAACCUAAAAUACAGUCAAAUUUUGUCAUACCAUAAUUAUUUGUUUAAAUACCGUGAUGAUAUUUUGGCUAUAUCACCCAGCCCUAUCUCCGCCCCACCUCUUCCCUCCCUCCUCUCCCCCUGCCCUCACCCUUCUGGCCUUGCUCUUAUCUGUCCUGGGCCCUGUGUGAUCCGGUGGCCGUAUCUGAUUCCCUCUGACUCGUGCUUGCACUCUGCAGUCUGGAGGCUUCCCACUAUUCUGGGAAGGUGCUGAUGGAAAGUCCAAACAAAUCCGGCGCAGCUGAAAGCUUAAUUUGGCAACGGGGAAGCCCAGUGCUGAUCCUCUCUGUCUGUGUUUAUGGCACAAGAGAGAUCGCACCAAUGGGACUCUAGUCCUCUAAAACUCCUGAGGGUAUGUACGUUUGAAUAGAGCUAGUUGUUCCACACAAGGUGUGUGCUGCAUUGCUGCUCAAAAACCUUUCAUGAAGAAACAUGUUCCCCCUGCACCGAUGCUGAGGCAAAUCUGGUUUUGAUUGGAUGUUGCUUUGACUUCUAAAUGUAAAUCUGAUUUAUCUCUCUUUUGUUUUUCAGCCCUGCAAGGCCUUUUCGGUUCCCCAAAAGGUAAGAUCUGCCAAAUAUAAUUAUUUUUUGUGUGACAAAAGCUCUCCUUGAGUCCAUUAAUACCCUGCCGAGCUGUCAUUCCUGUGUAGUGAAUCAUCACAGUUAUCGAUGUAAAAAGGGCUCACUGUGCCUGGAACCUGCUAACCACCUCCCAUACUCCUCUACAAGACAUGCCUUCCCCUGAGUUUCCCUCGAGUCAGAACACAGAAUAUACUUAAAUAUCUACAUGACGAUUUGACAAAUUCAAUAAUGGCAUUUUAAUGAGCACCUUCUACUCUUUUUGAUAUUCUACUAGUGUAUCCAUGUACCCUUCUCUUUUCUGUUUGGUUAUCAGUACAUAUAAUAUUCAUAUAGUUAUAAAGCCAUCAGAUUUGUGUUUAAUCAAUACCUGACCUUAAUCUUUAGCUAUGCAGAGCUGAUUGCUGAUUGGCCAGUGGUGGUGCUGGGGGUGUGUACAGUCCUCAUCGUGGUGUGUGCCCUGGUGGGUGUUCUGGUGCCAGACCUGCCAGACUUCUCAGACCCCUUACUGGUGAGUAGGCCAUGCCAAUCGAAGGAAGGCACAAAACUUUCUCCAUAGAAAAUACUGGACUUUAUUUUGAUCAAGAUUGAAAACCUAGUGUUUCUGGCACACCAAAAUCAUUAUAUUGAGUGCAUGUGAAGAGUCCAAGAUGUUUAAGGUGUAUUUCCUGGUGAACUAAAAAGAUGUCCUCUGUUUGUCUGUUCCUUCAGGGAUUUGAGCCACGAGGCACGGCCAUAGGCCAGCGAUUAGUCACAUGGAAUAACAUGGUGAAAAACACAGGGUACAAAGCAACCCUGGCUAACUACCCAUUCAAGUACGCCGACGAGCAGGCGAAAAGGUAACAAAGCCGAACUCACAGUUCCUGUCCAUUUUAUUUCAUCCUUCUAACCCUUUAGUGACACAUGUAUUGAUUCAAAAUCCCUGAUGAAGGGGGCUGAUCAGGAUCAGGUCUCAGGCCAUGAGAUGGAGUGAUGGUUGCUGCUGACUGACAGAAACAGACAGAAGCAGACACACAAAAUCUCAAUCCCAUCCUGCAAGUGGAUCAUUCCAUGACUUAUCCUGAUCACUGGGGGGGGCUCCAGGGCCUGUCAACAGGACUCUGCAUCAUUCUGCCUCGGUCCCUCAGAGGAUGUGUCCCUGAAACCCCUGCUCAUCACUAUGAUCCGGCUAUAAUAAUGAUUAUUAAAAUAAUGAUUGCAAUGUGAUAGUGAUCACUCCACUGAUUUAUUAUAUAAUCACAGGCUUUGUAAUCGCUUAAAUGGGUCGGUCUAAAACCGUUUCCUUCAUUUGUUUUAAGAAUGACCCUUCAGUACUAUCUUUGGUUAGCAUGUGCAAAUCUAAGAAAUCACUGCUGUGUGGAUGCUUUAAGUGGAUUCAGUCUCAUUCUGUCAGGUGGAUAUUCAGAAUUGAUAGGAAACUUAAUUCUAAUGUAUGAAGUGUUAACAGUUAACAGUGCAAUCACACCAUUACUUUUUUAUUUCAGUCACCAAGAGGACAGGUGGGCUGAAGAUCACUUUGACAGAGAUAAAAGACAAGCAGAAUGGGACUUCAGCAAAGACAGUUUCUUCUGUGAUGUUCCAGGUACAAACUCAACGUAACACUUCUCCUGUUUCAAGUGUUUAUCUACUAAGUGUUUGACUGUGAUUAAAUGCUAACCAGAAGCUCUUAAUGUAUGUGCAGGUGACAGAUACUCCAGAUUAGUAUUCACAUCUGCAGAGGGGAAGAACCUUUGGAAUAUACAAGCAAUUAAAUCCAUGUGCAAUUUGGACAAUACACGGGUAAGUGGAACAGCACUGUUGAUGAUGUGCCAUAGCAUUUACUCAUGUCAAAUUUUGCCAUGUUAAUGAUUUUUAAAUGCCUGAAAUAAGCCCCCCAUCAUAUUAGAAAUUGUAUGUGUGGAGUCUAUGCUGCCUCAGGCUGGAACUACCCCAACUUCCUGAUAUAUUGGCCUUGUCUCCUGUUAUGGUCUCCUUGGGUCAAUAGUUCUGCUCUGUUCUAGUUGUACUCUGUUCUUCUAUCCUGUUGUAUUGUGUUGUCCCCAGGUGCGCUCCCACCCUCAGUAUUGGAGCCUGUGCCAGCGCACCACUGACGCCUCCUGCUGUCCCAGCUGGACCCUGGGAAACUACGUGGCUAUCCUCACCAACAAGUCCUCCUGCCAGAAGAUCACAGAGCGCGACGUGUCACACACCCUCAAGAUCCUGCGCUCCUGCGCCAAGUACUACCACAACGGAACGCUGGGCCCCGACUGCUGGGACAUGACCACACGUAGGAAGGACCAGUCCAAGUGCACCAACGUCCCACGCAAGUGCACCAAGUACAACGCCGUUUACCAGAUCUUCCACUUCCUGGUGGACAAAGACUUCAUGAGCCCAAAGAACACCGACUACCCUAUCCCCGUCCUGAAACACGGCAUGCUGUUCUCCCCCACAGAGAAAGGGGAGACCAUGAUGAACAUUUAUCUGGACAACUUUGAGAACUGGAACUGCUCGGACGGCGUCACCACCAUCACAGGGAUUGAGUUCGGUAUCAAACACAACCUGUUCCAGGACUACCUACUGACGGAUACCGUGUAUCCGGCCAUAGCCAUAGUGAUUGUGCUGGUUGUCAUGUGUGUGUACACACGCUCUGUGUUCAUCACCCUGAUGACCAUGAUCGCCAUCAUCAGCUCCCUGAUCGUGUCCUACUUCCUGUACCGUAUGGUGUUCGACUUUGAAUUCUUCCCCUUCAUGAACCUCACAGCCCUCAUCAUCCUGGUGGGCAUCGGGGCAGACGAUGCCUUCGUCCUCUGUGACGUGUGGAACUACACCAAGUUCGACAAGCCCAAUGCUGAGCUGUCGGAGACGGUUAGCAUCACUCUGCAACACGCGGCCCUCUCCAUGUUCGUCACCAGCUUUACCACGGCCGCCGCCUUCUACGCCAACUACGUUAGCAACAUCACCGCAAUCCGCUGUUUUGGCGUCUACGCCGGCACGGCCAUCUUGGUUAACUACAUACUGAUGGUAACCUGGCUGCCAGCCGUGGUGGUGCUCCAUGAGCGUUACCUGCCCAACAUCUUCACCUGCUCUAAACCUCCCCCACAGCAGAGUGGGUUCUGCACCCGCACCCUCUGGGCCAACCUGUGCCAGAAGGCCAGCAAGUGCCUGUUCACCGUCUCCGAGGCCUCCCGGAUCUUCUUUGAGAAGGUGCUGCCCUGUAUCGUGAUCAAGUUGCGCUACCUCUGGCUCUUCUGGUUCCUGGCCUUCACUGUGGGAGGGGCAUACGUGGUGUGUGUCAACCCCAAGAUGAAGCUGCCCUCCCUGGAGCUCUCGGAGUUCAAGGUGUUCCGCUCCUCCCACCCCUUUGAGCGUUAUGACGCUGAGUACAAGAAACUGUUCAUGUUUGAGAGGGUCCACCAUGGGGAGGACCUGCACAUGCCCAUCACCAUCAUCUGGGGGGUCACCCCCGUGGACAACGGAGACCCCCUCAACCCUAAGAACAAAGGCAAGCUUAUGCUGGACAACACCUUCAACAUCGCCAGCCCAGCCUCCCAGCUGUGGAUCCUCAACUUCUGCCAGAGGCUAAGGAACCAGAGCUUUGUGUUCCAGUCGGAGGAGCAGGACUUCACCAGCUGCUUCAUUGAGACCUUUAAGCAGUGGAUGGAGAACCGGGACUGUGAAGAGUCCUCGGUCUACCCUUGCUGCAGCCAGUCAACAUUCCCCUACAAGCAGGACAUCUUUGAGUUGUGUAUCAAGAGGGCCAUCAUGGAGCUGGACCGCAGCACCAGCUUCCACCUGGACAGUAAAACCCCCGGGCCUCGCUUCGACAUCAACGACACCAUCCGGGCCAUUGUCCUGGAGUUCCAGAGCACCUACCUGUUCACACUGGCCUACGAGAAGAUGCACCAGUUCUACCACGAGGUGGACACCUGGAUCCAGGAGGAGCUGAAGAACGCCCCGGCCGGGCUGAAUUACGGCUGGUUUGUCAGCAACCUGGAGUUCUACGACCUGCAGGGCAGCCUAUCGGACGGCACUCUCAUCGCCAUGGCGUUGUCCGUGGUGGUGGCCUUUGUGGUCAUGCUCCUCACCACCUGGAACAUCAUCAUCAGCCUCUACGCCAUCCUCUCCAUCGCUGGCACCAUCUUCGUCACGGUGGGCUCGCUGGUUCUGCUGGGCUGGGAGCUCAACGUGCUGGAGUCAGUCACCAUCUCAGUGGCGGUGGGUCUGUCGGUGGACUUCGCAGUGCACUAUGGAGUCGCUUAUCGCCUCGCCCCUGACCCUGACCGUGAGGGGAAAGUCGUCUUCUCCCUCGGCCGGAUGGGUUCUGCUAUUGCCAUGGCGGCACUCACCACGUUUGUCGCCGGGGCGAUGAUGAUGCCAUCCACGGUGCUGGCAUACACCCAGCUGGGCACCUUCAUGAUGCUCAUCAUGUGCAUAAGUUGGGCCUUCGCCACCUUCUUCUUCCAGUGCAUGUGCCGUUGCCUGGGCCCCCAGGGCACCUGCGGACAGAUCCCCCUGCCCAAGAGGUUUCAGUGCCAGGCUUUCAAAGAGGGCACCACCAACAUCCCCUCGCCCCAGGGCAAGCAUGGCACCAAGUACCAACUGGACAGUCGAGGAGGGGAGGUGGAGCAUGAGCAUUACGAGCUGGAAUCAUUAACUUCAAACCCUAGGAAUGAGGAGAAACCUGCAGAGGAACAGGAGGUGUGCACCCAGCUUUAUAAUGGAAUAGCCCCCCACCCUGCCCUCUGCACACACAUCCCCUUUAAGAGCAAGGCAGAGCCCGGCAGAGGGCCCUGCUCUGAAAAUGGACUGGGCAUACUGGCCACCAACCCCACAUCCAAAUGCCAGUACUCUCAUAACACAACCUGCACAUGUGGGGAACCCCCUCCUCCUCAGCAGUCUAUGGGUAUGCAGUGGACCCCCCACCCAUGCACUCAAACAACCCAGGACUCCCCAUGCCCCACUCCUCAGUUCCCCCUCACAGGCAGCCAUGCCAACAAAGGCCAGAACCUCCUGUCUGCUCUGGAUGCAGUCUACAAACCCAUAGAUUGCCGUAUGCACUAUGUACACUGUCCCCCAGCUCACUUCCACAACUGCACCCCGGGCAGGGUGCCCAGACAGGGCCCUCACAGCUGCCACCUCAGAAACUACUGUGUUCACACUGUCCCCCUCCUGGGUGGCCUCCCCAGGGACCAGAGCUCUGCCCCAGACCCAGCUGGGCUGGAGGAGUCACACCGGACUGGAGGGUCAUCUGGCCCUAGUGGCUGUCCUAACACCCCAGCCCAGACUUGGACUCAAGGUCCUCCUGCCUCCCCUCUGGGAUGCACGUUAGCCCACACACACACAGGCUGCUGCAGAGCCAAUCAUGGAACACAGAGGGCGGGAGAGAGAACGGUAAACGCUCCAAGCGAUCAGAGCGUGGAUAAUUAUGUGUCCACCACAACGCAAAAGGGCACUUGUCAUAAGAUGCCCAGCAACCAGGAGAAGCUUGAAACUAGUACUACUCCCAUCACACGGGAAGAAAGUGUUGAAAAGUGCAAACAGAACCCCAAAAAGGAGAGGGCUUCCUCAGCCUCUCCUAAGAAACUCUGUUUUAACAGAACUUUGAAAGUAAAGUGCAAUUCUGUCGAGUUUAAUGUGCCAAAAGCUGAAGCCAGUGUGCCUGCUCUUGCAAUAAAUUCAAAACCCUCAUCUGAAAGUUUAUGUUGACAGCAAAGAGACUUAUAAGAGAAUUCUGAGAUACUAUAUCUAAAGAGUAAACUUGUGUCAUAUCAAGCUAUAAUGUGCAGUGUCCCUGUGCAGUUAAAGUGCUUGGAAUAUUUCGUAGUCCCCUGUAGCUCAGUUGGUAGAGCAUGGCGUUUGCAACGCCAGGGUUGUGGGUUCGUUUCCCACAGGGGGCCAGUAUGAAAAAUGUAUGCACUCACUAACUGUAAGUCACUCUGGAUAAGAGUGUCUGCUAAAUGACUAAAAUGUCAAAAUAGACCAAGUGCCUCAUGUCUUUCAUCUAAAAGUAUGGUCCUAUCUGUUCUGUGAUUACUGUAUCUACUGUGCAGAUAAUACUGGUUUGAUCAGUCAGAUGUACUGUUUUUGAGUACACAGUAAAUAUGUG
Coregonus sp. 'balchen' is the source of this 24408-nucleotide messenger RNA. Lineage: Eukaryota; Metazoa; Chordata; Actinopteri; Salmoniformes; Salmonidae. The record is from the annotation of a GenBank genome assembly.